This is a messenger RNA of Solanum pennellii, 2363 nucleotides long. RefSeq names its product phosphatidylinositol N-acetylglucosaminyltransferase subunit A. The coding region runs from base 497 to 1843 and encodes 448 amino acids. Gene Ontology annotation, biological process: GPI anchor biosynthetic process. NCBI's taxonomy places the organism in Eukaryota, Viridiplantae, Streptophyta, Magnoliopsida, Solanales, Solanaceae. The transcript has 11 exons. Gene Ontology annotation, cellular component: glycosylphosphatidylinositol-N-acetylglucosaminyltransferase (GPI-GnT) complex. Gene Ontology annotation, molecular function: phosphatidylinositol N-acetylglucosaminyltransferase activity. The record is from RefSeq and is a predicted model, not a curated record.
UCUCCUUCAUUUUUUCGGUUUUACUGUUUCUCUCUGUGUUCUACUAGGUGCUUGCUCUGCUUUUGGGUGUGAUCUCGACUUGUGUUUCUUCGUUUAAUUUGUCGAAUUUAUUUCUUUUCUGAGCGAUUUGGUGCCUUCGGAUGUAUAUAUGAGUAAUUUAGCUUCGUUUUCUCAUGCAUGAUAUAUCCUUGUGUGUUUGAACUGAAUUUGGGCCUUUUUGCUUCUUUCGGAGAUUUGUAAUUUUGAGUUUCUUAUUUUUUGGUUAGUGGCUUUGCUUUGCACAGUGUCGUAGAUAUCCUAUGAUCUAUAGUAGAAAUGUCUAUGCGUAGUGACAUUUUGGGGAAAAUUUGGAACGAAAUGGUUUAAGCAUCAAACGUGAUAUCUAUGUGGUUUGCGAGCUAUUGCACCUGUGCGCACCCAAAGGCUGAAGAAACAACAUUAAAAUCAGAUAAACUUAAUUGGCCAAAAUAGGAAGCGUCCGUGGUGAUCUGUUAUAAUGGGUGAACCGGAAAAACAUAGAAUUUUAAUGGUCUCAGAUUUUUUCUACCCCAAUUUUGGUGGUGUGGAGAAUCAUAUAUACUAUUUAUCACAAUGCUUGAUUAAGGAAGGCCACAAGGUGGUAGUUAUGACUCAUGCUUAUCAGAAUCGUUCUGGAGUAAGAUAUAUGACAAAUGGGCUGAAAGUUUAUUAUGUCCCUUGGAAGCCGUUUCUCAUGCAAAAUACAUUGCCAACCUUCUUUGGAACACUUUCAAUUACUAGGACAAUUCUGAUAAGGGAAAAGAUAUCGCUGGUUCAUGGACAUCAAGCCUUCUCAACCUUAUGUCAUGAAGCUCUAAUGCAUGCUCGCACAAUGGGUUACAAAGUUGUAUUCACAGAUCAUUCUCUCUAUGGGUUUUCAGAUGUUGGAAGUAUUCACAUGAAUAAGGUGCUACAGUUUACUCUAGCCGAUGUAACUCAGGCUAUAUGUGUUUCUCACACAAGCAAAGAGAAUACAGUUUUAAGGUCUGGUCUGCCGCCUGAAAAGGUCUAUGUUAUUCCAAAUGCUGUGGACACAGCCAUGUUUACUCCUGCUCCAGAGCGACUCAGCAGGGAUGAAAUUGUAAUUGUUGUGAUAAGUAGGUUAGUCUAUCGGAAAGGAGCAGAUUUACUCGUUGAAGUGAUCCCUGAAGUAUGCCGUUUGCAUCCCAAUGUUCGCUUCAUUGUUGGAGGAGAUGGACCCAAACGAGUGCGUCUGGAAGAAAUGAGGGAAAAACACUCUCUUCAAGACCGUGUUGAUAUGUUGGGGGCUGUCCCUCAUGCUAAAGUACGGUCUGUACUAAUAACUGGCCAUAUAUUUUUGAACAGUUCUUUAACAGAAGCAUUUUGCAUUGCUAUAUUGGAAGCUGCAAGUUGCGGAUUAUUAACAGUCAGUACACGUGUAGGAGGUGUUCCAGAGGUUCUUCCAGAUGAUAUGGUUGUUCUGGCUGCGCCAGAUCCUACAACUAUGGUUCAUGCCAUCACAAGGGCUAUAUAUAUGCUUCCUCAGAUCGAUCCACAAGAUAUGCACAAUCGUAUGAAAAAACUUUAUAGUUGGCCUGAUGUAGCCAGGAGGACAGAAAUUGUUUACAACCGUGCUUUGAAAUGCUCCAAUCCACCUUUGCUAGAUCGAUUAUCAAGGUACCUUACUUGUGGCACUUGGGCCGGGAAAAUAUUUUGUAUAGUUAUGAUAGUAAAUUUUUUGCUCUGGCAUCUCUUGCAACUAUGGAAGCCUGACAAGGACAUUGAGGUGGUACCUGAUAUUCAACUUCCAAAGUCUCAACAUGAGGAGACACCAUUAGGUUCCAGGAAGGAGGAAAACUUGUGAUUCCGGUGCUUCACCCAUUGGUGCAGCUCAGGGUCAUUUACUAUUCAGACACAAUGUGGAAUUAGGAUUCAGACAAACAACAACAGGUUACUAGGAAGAAAGCGGUUUCCAGAAUGUUUUGGUUCUGGGGUUUGAUUGCCACGACAAACGAUUGUUGGAGUUAUAGGAUCCUAUGGCAUGUUCAGAUGUUUCAUAGUUGGUGCAGUAGCAUCCAAGGUUUUCCCUAAAGCAUGAACAGAUCAAACUCAUUAACAUGCCAUUGUCAAUAUAAGUCACUGAGGAUGAUGCCACCGGUUUCUUGUUAGGUUACGUUUAUCAAUAUAUGCCAGUUCUGUGGCAGUGUCAUAUUUAUAGGAGUUCUUCUGUGAAUGUACUUGGGCUUGGAGAACAUAGGGUUACCCAGUUUAGUAGAUUGUGUUGUGAAGAAGAACCAAAAUUUACAUGUACUAAUUUUCAUGUGAAUUAUGUUCUCAAACAUGCUACUUACUUUUAUUUUAUUUCUUUUAUUAAAAAAUCUAAA